AUGACUUUCUCUGCCAUUAGCAACAAAUCUACCCCCUUGACUAACGGGACAGCUGCUCAGAGUCCCACGGUGGUUAGGAAUACCGACAGUGAUCAAGAGCGAUCGCAACAAUCCUCGACAAUCUCUCCGGUCCCCGCCGAUGAAGAAGUGACAUCUCAGACGAGUCUAUCCAACGCACCGUUUUUGGCUGACGAGGCUUUGGACUUCUCCGGUGUGCCUCUCAAGACAGCCAGCAAAAAGAUGGUACGCUUCGACUGCGUGGCCAGCAGUGCCAACGAUGAUUGCGUUAGAAGAAAUGGCUUGACGGGAGAACAAGAUGACCAGGAUCACAUGGAGGAAGAAUUGGAACAUCAAGGCAACGACUCAUCCCGUUCUCAAAAUUGCAGUAUUCCCAAGACAAAAAGCAAGCGCUCCUUGCAACAGGCCCAGGUUCUUCUGCAGAGAGUGUCUCGCGGCAGCAUUGCCCGUCGCCGUAAGAGUCCACCACCCGCCAACAUGACGGCCCUCGACUGUAUCAAGCUUCAACUGGAUCGGAUGGAAGCAAAAAUACAGAAAUCGGCCGUGUUGGAACUCGCCUUGUUGAAUCAAUCCAAGACUAUUCGUGAACAGCGGACGGCCUACCAGAGAAGGUACGAGAAAAUGGCCCGGGACUAUGGUGAACUCGUCCAAGCAGCGCAUCCCGAUCAGAAGCACGUGGUACAGCCUGGUAUGCCGCACGAGUUACCGCCCACAUUUCCCGGGAAUCGCGCUACCAUGAAGUCCACGUAA
Phaeodactylum tricornutum CCAP 1055/1 is the source of this 768-nucleotide messenger RNA. RefSeq lists its product with no specific name. NCBI's taxonomy places the organism in Eukaryota, Bacillariophyta, Bacillariophyceae, Surirellales, Neidiaceae. The record is from RefSeq and is a predicted model, not a curated record. Bases 1 to 768 code for a protein of 255 amino acids. The transcript has a single exon.